Messenger RNA from Lodderomyces theae, 546 nucleotides. It is a transcript of the gene NIP7, whose product is annotated as ribosome biosynthesis protein. NCBI's taxonomy places the organism in Eukaryota, Fungi, Ascomycota, Pichiomycetes, Serinales, Debaryomycetaceae. Gene Ontology annotation, cellular component: nucleolus; preribosome, large subunit precursor; nucleus. The record is from RefSeq and is a predicted model, not a curated record. Gene Ontology annotation, biological process: ribosomal large subunit biogenesis; ribosome assembly. Gene Ontology annotation, molecular function: RNA binding. The coding region runs from base 1 to 546 and encodes 181 amino acids. The transcript has a single exon.
AUGAGACCAUUAACAGAAGAAGAAACCAAAGUCGUGUUUGAAAAACUAGCCAACUACAUCGGCCGCAACAUAUCUGCCCUCAUAGACAAUCCCGAAAACCCGCAUGUUUUCCGAUUACAAAAGGAUCGAGUGUACUACGUGUCCGAACAAGUUGCCAAUUUCGCCACUUCAGUAUCACGUCAGAACCUAAUGUCAUUGGGCACCUGUUUUGGCAAAUUCACCAAGACUGGUAAAUUCAAAUUACACAUCACUGCCUUGCCCUAUUUAUCACAAUACGCAAAAUACAAGAUAUGGAUUAAACAAAAUGGUGAGAUGCCGUUCUUGUAUGGGAAUCAUGUUUUGAAAGCGCAUGUUGGGAGGAUGAGUGAUGAUAUUCCUGAACAUGCUGGUGUUAUUGUGUAUAGCAUGGGUGAUAUCCCUUUAGGGUUUGGUGUUAGUGCUAAGCUGACGCAUGAGGCGAGGAACGUGGCUCCUACUGGUAUUGUUGCGUUUAGACAGGGUGAUAUUGGUGAGUAUUUGAGAGAAGAGGAUACUUUGUUUACGUAG